UUUUUUUUUUUUUUAAAAGAAAAAAAAUUACUUAGUAUUUGUUGAUUAAACCAUGAAAGCUUAUAUUAUUAUUAUUAAAAUUUUUUAUGUUCUUUAUUUAAUUGCAUGUAUUUGUGCAGAAAUUUGGUAUUUGAUAACUUUACGUAAAAUUGGAGAUUAUAAUGACCAUGACAUAAAGAUAUGUAUGUUUCUUACGAUAUAUACAAGCUCUUUCUAUUUUUUGUGGAUUCUUUCAUCACUAAGUUACAUAUUAAUUUAUCCAUAUAAUGUCAAUGAAGAAAAUAUUUAUGUCUUUUUUAUCUCUAUUUAUAAAUAAUAGAACUCCUGUUACAUCUAAUGUUAUUAUUAGUUUAUUAUUUGGGUUAAGAUAUAGAGUUCCAGAUUUAAAUCUUGGUAAAAUACCUUUUAAUUGUAAUUAUGAUUAUGAUUUGCCAGAGAAUAUUAAAAUUGUAUGUAAAGCAAAAUUUAUAAGUUGUACUUUAGGUUUUUUUAUAUAUACU
Messenger RNA from Rhizophagus irregularis DAOM 181602=DAOM 197198, 500 nucleotides. The record is from RefSeq and is a predicted model, not a curated record. NCBI's taxonomy places the organism in Eukaryota, Fungi, Glomeromycota, Glomeromycetes, Glomerales, Glomeraceae.